Molecule: messenger RNA, 243 nt
Organism: Paramuricea clavata
Lineage: Eukaryota; Metazoa; Cnidaria; Anthozoa; Malacalcyonacea; Plexauridae
Source: the annotation of a GenBank genome assembly
GUCACGUCAACAAUUAACAACUACACCUCAACCAACAAUUCCGGUGAAACCAGAUACAAAAAACGCCAGUUACACAAACGGAGACGGUUCCUUAUACUUCGUCAGAAGCCUCGGCCUUCGAUUUCAAUAAAUUACGAUAAAGGUUACCUCAUGCAGCCCCGUUACUGUCCACCGAAGUAUCGCUGUAUUCCGGCAUGUGAACGAGCCAGAUCUGAAGACGAUCUCAUGAUCAAUUGGUCGUAA